AUGGAUGAUGAUGUUGUUAAUGUUAAUACCGAAGAAGAUUCUUCAAUCCCAGAAUGUUCUGUUGCAUCUACUUGUCCCACUGAAUUCAAAGUAGGGUUAAAAUGCACAGAUGCUGGAACUUUUCUCAGUAAAGAGUUAGUUCAUGCAGAUAGUUUCCAGUGCACAGUUGUUCCAGAUAAAUCUGCUCCUCAGAUUAUGCUUGAAAGUGUGAAAGAUGGAGCAGUACAGAGAUCUGUUUCUUCGAAGAUGGAUAGGCUGCAUUGGGAUCUAAACACUGUAAUGGACGCUUGGGAUGAACCAUAUGAUGUUUCAGACAUAGGAAAUACCUCGAAAGAUAUCAAUGAUGUUGAUGCUCUACUUGACCUCAUUGCCUUUUUCCUCCUAAACUUUUGGUUCUUUAAUGACUUUAUCUAG
This is a messenger RNA of Fraxinus pennsylvanica, 414 nucleotides long. Lineage: Eukaryota; Viridiplantae; Streptophyta; Magnoliopsida; Lamiales; Oleaceae. The record is from the annotation of a GenBank genome assembly.